AUGGAGUCGGUCGGCGACCCGCGGGAGGGACCGUCGACGGAGCGCGCGUUCGAGGCGAAGCCCGUCCCGCCGUGGACGGAGCAGGUGACGGGGCGCGCCUUGGCGGCGAGCCUGGCCCUGGGCGCGGCGCUCAGCGGCGUGAUGAUGAACCUGGUGUUCACGUCCGGGAUCAUCCCGUCGCUCAACAUCUCGGCGGGCCUGCUGGGGUUCUUCCUCCUCAGGGCGUGGACGCGCCUGCUCGACCAGCUCGGCGUGCCGCGCCGGCCCUUCACCCGCCAGGAGAACGCCGUUGUCCAGACCUGCGUCGUCGCCUGCGCCAGCAUGACAUAUAGCGGAGGGUUCGGGUCGUACCUGCUCGCGAUGGACCGGAGGACGGCGGAGAAGACCAGCACCGCGGACGCCACCGGCGCCAACGUUAGCGAGCCGACGCUCGGCCGCACGAUGGCAUUCUUCUUCCUCGUCAGUUUCGUCGGCCUCCUCGCCAUUGUCCCCAUGAGGAAGACGAUGAUCAUCCGCCACCGGCUGACAUUCCCGAGCGGCACGGCCACGGCUCACCUCAUCAACAGCUUCCACACCCCUCAUGGCGCCAGGCAAGCAAAGAGGCAGGUGUCGCUCGUCAUCCGGUCAUGCCUAGGGAGCCUGUUCUGGUCUGUCUUCCAAUGGUUCUACAGCGGAGGACCCAACUGCGGCUUCACUUCCUUCCCGACAUUCGGACUCAACGCGUUUCAGCGCGGUUUCUACAUCAAUUUGAAUGGAACUUACAUCGGUGUUGGGAUGAUCAGCCCUUACCUGAUAAACAUCUCGAUGCUCGUCAGCUCCAUCAUUUCCUGGGGGAUCGUGUGGCCGUACAUCCAAAGCAAGAGAGGAAGCUGGUACGACGCCGAUCUCCAGGAGAGCAGUCUAAAGGGCCUCAACGGGUACAAGGUGUUUGGUGCCAUAGCCAUGAUUCUUGGCGACGGAAUCUUCCAGCUUGUCGUGAUCUCGAUGAGGACCAUACACACCAUGCGCCACCACCAGGUAGCGGCGGAGACGAUGAGGUCCUUCUCCGACGUCGACGCCAUGCCUCGGCAGGUCCUCAGCUUCGACGACCGCCGCAGGACGCAGGUGUUCCUGAGGGAGCACAUCCCCAACACCUUCGCCAUCGGCGGCUACGUCGUCCUGGCGGCCCUCUCGGCCAUCGCCAUCCCGCAUAUCUUCGGUCAGGUGCGGUUCUACCACGUCGCCGUGGCGUACGUGUUCGCGCCCCUCCUGGCCUUCUGCAACGCCUACGGCACGGGCGUCGCCGAGACCAACUUCUCGGCGCAGUACAACAAGCUGGUGAUCCUGCUGUUCGCGUCGUGGAUCGGCGUCCAGAACGGCGGGGUCGUGGGGAGCCUCGUCAUCUGCGGCGUCGUGGCGUCCGUCGUCUCCACGGCCUCCGACUUCAUGUCGGACUUCAAGACGGGGUACCUCACGCUCACCUCGCCGCGGGCCACGUUGGUGAGCCAGGUGAUCGGCACGGCGCUCGGCUGCAUCGUCAACCCGGUCGUCUUCAACGUGCUCCACUACUUCUACGAGUCGAACCCCAAGAAGAUCUACCAGGCGCCGCUGGCCAAGCUGUACCGCGCCAUCGCCGUGCUGGGCGCCGGCGACCUCGAGCUGCCCAAGCACUGCCUCGGCAUCAGCGUGGCCUUCUUCGUGCUGGCGCUGGCCGUCUGCGCGAUCCGGGAGUUGGCCGCGCACAAAAGGUGGCCCGCGCAGCAGUACAUCCCGAGCGUCACCGGCAUGGCCGUGUCGUUCCUUCUUGUCCCGGCCGUGUCCAUCGACAUGUGCGUGGGGAGCCUGAUCCUGUUCGCGUGGAACAGGACGGACAGGGAGGCCGCGCAGGUGUUCGCUCCGGUGCUCGCGGCCGGGCUCAUAUGCGGGGACGGGCUCUUCUCCAUACCCUACGCGCUGCUCGCCAGGUACAACGUGGCGCCGCCCAUCUGCGUCAGGUUCCUGGGACGAAAGCAGAACGAGAGUCUGGACGAGUUCCUGGCGAGUAGAACCGCAUCAUCCUGA
This is a messenger RNA of Phragmites australis (common reed), 2040 nucleotides long. Its product is annotated as probable metal-nicotianamine transporter YSL18. Lineage: Eukaryota; Viridiplantae; Streptophyta; Magnoliopsida; Poales; Poaceae. Gene Ontology annotation, cellular component: membrane. Bases 1 to 2040 code for a protein of 679 amino acids. The transcript has 6 exons. The record is from RefSeq and is a predicted model, not a curated record. Gene Ontology annotation, molecular function: oligopeptide transmembrane transporter activity.